Messenger RNA from Sclerotinia sclerotiorum 1980 UF-70, 3393 nucleotides. RefSeq lists its product as hypothetical. The record is from RefSeq and is a predicted model, not a curated record. The coding region runs from base 1 to 3393 and encodes 1130 amino acids. NCBI's taxonomy places the organism in Eukaryota, Fungi, Ascomycota, Leotiomycetes, Helotiales, Sclerotiniaceae. Gene Ontology annotation, biological process: chromosome organization. Gene Ontology annotation, molecular function: ATP hydrolysis activity; ATP binding; protein binding. Gene Ontology annotation, cellular component: chromosome. The transcript is spliced from 5 exons.
AUGAGGGUAGUAGAAGGUUUCAAAUCGUACGCUGUGCGUACGGAUCUUAUAUACAAGCGCGGGCAGGCUGGAGUGACAAAAGCUAGUGUGACGAUCGUUUUCGACAAUCGAGACAAGAAGAAAUCACCCAUUGGGUUUGAGGAAUAUGCUCAGAUCAGUGUUACUCGACAAAUUGUCCUUGGGGGUACUAGCAAAUAUCUUAUAAAUGGACAUCGAGCACAGCAGCAAACGGUGCAAAACCUUUUCCAAUCUGUUCAGCUCAAUAUCAACAAUCCGAAUUUCUUGAUUAUGCAAGGACGAAUUACAAAAGUGUUGAACAUGAAGGCGGUUGAAAUUCUUGCCAUGAUUGAGGAGGCGGCUGGGACACGAAUGUUUGAGGAUAGGAGAGAUAAAGCUUUCAAAACUAUGGCUAAGAAGGAAAUGAAAGUACAAGAGAUUACCGAGUUAUUGAAAGAGGAGAUCGAGCCAAAGCUGGAAAAGCUGCGGACAGAGAAACGGGCAUUCCUAGAUUUCCAACAGACACAGAACGAUUUGGAGAGGCUUACACGGGUAGUAGUCGCACAUGACUACCUGAAGAAUCAAGAAAAGGUUGCACAAUCAGCCAAUGAUCUCGAGCUUAAGAAACAACGGGCGAUAGACUUGGAGGAAUCGGCGAAUCGAUUGAAAAGCGAAAUAUCAUUUUUGGAAGAAGAUAUCAAACGGGUGAAGACGCAGAGGGAAAAGGAACUAAAGAAGGGCGGAAAAGCGCAAGCUUUAGAGGAGGAGGUUAAGAAAUAUUCCCAUGAAUUGGUCCGGCUUGCAACAGUAAUGGAUCUCAAGAAAUCGAGCAUGACAGAAGAGCAGGAACGAAAGUUGGCAACUCAAAAGACGGUCUCGGAGAUGGAAUCUCUACUCAAACAGAAGACCAAAGUUUACGAAAAACUCCAAUCCCAAUACGACAAAGCCAAGGAAGAUCUAGAGAAACAAAAUUCAGAAGCGGAGACGAAAGAGGAGCUUUUACAGAAUUUACAAACUGGUGUUGCGUCCAAGGAAGGCCAAGAGAGUGGAUAUCAAGGGCAAUUACAAGAUGCAAGAAAUAGAUUGAGUGCUACAUCUACCGAGCAAGAGCAAGCCAAAUUGAAGAUCAAUCAUCUUGAGAAGCGAAUCAAGGAAGAAGAGCCAAGGGCCAAAAAGGCUAAAGAGCAAAAUGCUGGACUACUGAGUGACCUCGAGGGAUUGCGGUCCCAAGCGCAGAAGCUCGAAAAAGAGCUUCAAAAAUUGGGCUUCGAAGCAGGCAAAGAGGAUGACAUGUACAAGCAAGAAUCGACAAUUCAACAAAAUAUCCGGAGAAUCCGAGAACAGUCCGAUGGCUUGAAACGUAAAGUGGCAAAUGUGGAUUUCAAUUACGCAGACCCUACGCCAAAUUUUGACAGGUCGAAAGUCAAGGGUCUGGUGGCUCAACUGUUUACAAUCGAUAAGAACCACACAGCUGCGGGAACGGCUCUCGAAAUCUGUGCUGGUAGUCGAUUAUACAAUGUUGUUGUUGACACAGAAGUAACCGGUACCCAAUUACUCCAAAAUGGAAAAUUGAGGAAGCGAGUCACCAUCAUACCCUUGAACAAGAUUGCCGCCUUUCGAGCUUCAGCGGAGAAGAUUGGUGCUGCACAAAAAAUUGCUCCAGGCAAAGUUGAUCUCGCACUCUCUUUGGUGGGAUAUGAAGAAGAAGUUUCGACUGCUAUGGAUUACGUUUUCGGAAAUACCCUGAUUUGCGCAGAUGCCGCUACAGCCAAGCGUGUAACAUUUGAUCCUUCUGUUCGUAUGAAGAGUAUCACUUUGGAAGGUGACUCUUAUGAUCCUUCUGGUACAUUAUCAGGGGGUAGUUCUCCCAACUCAAGCGGUGUUCUAGUCACUAUGCAGAAGUUGAAUGAACUUAACAAGGAACUGAAGUCACAAGAGGCGGAGCUGGCAGACCUUCAGGCCACUAUUGCCAAAGAAAAGAAGAAAAUGGACCAAGCACGAAAGAUCAAACAAGAAUUAGAUCUUAAAUCUCACGAGGUCAAGCUCACAGAAGAGCAAAUCGGAGGUAAUUCUUCGUCAUCCAUUAUCCAGGAAAUCGAAAAUAUGAAGGCCAGCAUUUUCCAACUCAAGCAGGAUAUAGUGGAGGCAAAGAAGCGACAGGACGAAGCUAGUAAAGAUAUCAAACGUAUUGAGAAAGAUAUGAAAGAAUUUGACAAUAAUAAAGAUGGCAAGCUCGUUGAAUUGCAGAGCUCUCUUGAUUCCCUGAGAAAGGCACUUGCCAAAAGCUCGACGGCUGUCAAGGCACUACACAAAGAACUACAAAGUGCGCAGAUGGACUCGGAACAGGUUGGUGGUGAUCUUUCAAAUGCUCAAGAACAGCUUCAAGAAGUCGAGCAAACCUUAAAAGCCCAGGAAGAGGAGAUUGCAAGUCUAAUUUCCGAGCAAGCUCGGGUCAAGGAUUCGCAUGAUAUAUCACAGGCACAUCUCGAUGAUGAACGAGCUAAAUUGACAGGAUUCGAUGAUGAAUUGCAUUCUCUUGAGCAAGCAUCACGAUCAAAAGCUUCUCGCAUCACUGAAGAAGGUCUAGAAAUGCAAAAGCUAGGUCAUCAGAUUGAGAAAUUUCACAAGGAACAGCAAGCGGCCGUUCAAACAGUCUCGCAAAUGGAGAAAGAGCACGAAUGGAUUGCUGAUGAGAAAGACAACUUUGGUCGAAGUGGAACACCUUAUGAUUUCAAGGGUCAAAACAUUGCAGAAUGUAGAUCGACUUUGAGAAAUCUUACCGAGCGCUUCCAGGGAAUGAAGAAAAAGAUCAAUCCUAAGGUUAUGAACAUGAUUGAUAGUGUUGAGAAGAAGGAAGUAGCACUCAAGAAUAUGAUGAAAACUGUCAUCAGGGACAAGAAGAAGAUUGAGGAAACCAUCAGCAGUCUCGAUGAAUAUAAGAAGAAGGCUUUACAAGAGACAUGGCAAAAGGUUAACAAGAACUUCGGUCAAAUCUUUGCCGAAUUAUUGCCAGGUAGUUUUGCAAAGUUAGAUCCUCCUGAGGGAAAGACUAUAGCCGAUGGAUUAGAGGUUAAGGUGUCACUGGGCAAAGUGUGGAAACAGAGUUUGACAGAACUGAGUGGCGGGCAAAGAUCACUCAUUGCACUUUCACUCAUUAUGGCGCUAUUACAAUUCAACCCAGCACCGAUUUACAUUCUUGAUGAAGUGGAUGCCGCACUCGAUCUAUCACACACGCAAAAUAUUGGUCGUUUGAUCAAAACUCGUUUCCAUGGUAGUCAAUUUAUCGUUGUCAGUUUGAAAGAUGGCAUGUUUCAAAAUGCCAAUCGGAUCUUCCGAACUAGAUUUAGUGAGGGCACUUCGGUGGUACAAAGUUUGACGGCGGCAGAUUUCAAUUGA